Myxozyma melibiosi is the source of this 827-nucleotide messenger RNA. RefSeq names its product cornichon protein. The transcript is spliced from 7 exons. Gene Ontology annotation, biological process: endoplasmic reticulum to Golgi vesicle-mediated transport. Gene Ontology annotation, cellular component: endoplasmic reticulum membrane; COPII-coated ER to Golgi transport vesicle. The record is from RefSeq and is a predicted model, not a curated record. The coding region runs from base 184 to 597 and encodes 137 amino acids. Lineage: Eukaryota; Fungi; Ascomycota; Lipomycetes; Lipomycetales; Lipomycetaceae.
UUCCUUCAUAACAAAAUCCACUCCAAUUCACCUCUUCCUGUCUUCUCCCCAGUUCCGAGUUCGUCCAGUCGAGUUCGGUCCAGUCUGAGUUAGAGGUUCUCUGUUUGAAUAAACAUCUGCUGAUUCAUUAUCAGAUCUUUCUACUCGUCUUUAUAUUUUCACUUCGUUGAUAAAUCCUGCAUCAUGUCUGGCGAAGCCUGGUUAUACCUGCUCGCGGUGAUUUUGAACGCCGUCAACCUGUUCUUGCAGGUGUUUUUUACUAUCAUGUACAGUGACUUGGAAUGCGAUUACAUUAACGUCUUUGACCUCUGCAACCGUUUGAACGCCUAUAUUCUCCCUGAAGCCGGUGUUCAGGCUUUCUUGACGUUCUUGUUCUUAAUAAACGGAUACUGGAUCGCACUCUUGCUCAACCUUCCCCUUGUCGCUUACAACAUCAACAAGGUCAUCAACAACAACCAUCUCCUUGACGCUACUGAGAUUUUCCGAACACUCAACGAGCACAAGAAGGAGAGCUUUAUAAAGCUCGGAUUCCAUCUUUUGAUGUUCUUCUUCUAUUUGUACAGCAUGAUUGUUGCGCUCAUAAGAGAGGAGGAUUAAACUCUUAUCGUCGACAAAUGUUGUGCUUUUAUUUUCUUGCUUUCUUCAAAGCUGCCGAGAGAAUAGAAAGGGCGAUAGAAUUUGGACGAACAACGAUAGCAUGAGGUAUCGCAUGUAAAGUGUGGUUGUACAGUAGAAUAGGAGUCAAGUUUGUUGCAACUCCUGGAGAUUAUUAUUUUUGUGAAUACACAAGCCGAGUUACUUUGCGCUGAAUUGAACGAAAUCUAUAC